UAGCGCUUUACAACCUCCGGAUCAACCAACAGUAGCCAGGGAAGGGCCUGAGUAUCAAAGUCUCCCUAAACAAAGAAAAAUAUCAACAAGGAGAAACUCAGGUUCCCAGUCUGUGAACCAGGAUACCAGGAGAUAUUCCAGAUACAGCCAUUCUGAAGACAUGGAGACAUUUACAGAGACUCGGGCAUUCUCCAAAAAUUUGCAGUCACCUGGGGCAGUCAGCACCCACCAAAGCCCCUCGCCUCAAACAUCCAAGCAUUUCUUCCAGGAUUCAACAGAGACCUCUGCCUCAAACAACUAUGACUCAAAAAGCAGCCUAAACAAUAAGCAAAACUCUAGUCAAAGCUCAGAUUCACACCGGGUGCUCAAGCUGGGCUUUCUGAAGCUGAACCAAGGCAUGUUUUGGGGCAUGGAUGGUAGAAUCUCUCCAGAUCUCCAGACAAUGUCUGACCAGGAGGCAGAUCUGAAUUCCUAUAACAGAAGGCCCAAAAUGAAAAGCCAAAGGAGGGCUUCAAUUCCUAACAUUAUCACUGAAGGAGAGCAAAGACUUCAUCUGCCCUCCAGUAGCCGGUACCCUUUACCCCAGGAACAAGAUACAGCUUCACCCGUCUCAGGACAGGGUCCAUAUGGACUCCACUCACCACUGGAGGGUCUUCUAGAAAGAGCCAAAGGACGAGAUGGAUUAAAGAGAGAGAGACAUUUGAAAGUUGCCAGUGUGAGGCCAAGGUAUUCUCCUUCCCUCACAUUUUCCACUACACCUUCACUACCACCCAUUGAUGGAGACAGAGACACAGAGUGGGAGGAGGAGGUGGAGCUGAUGAGACACAGAGCGCUCACAGUGAGUAAAGGAUGGAAGGAGCAGCUGGUGGAUGGAGAUGAAGAUGAGAGAAGGAACAGUGUUGCCUUUUUGGAUGGUGUAAAUGUGGACUGGUCAGGCUGGUGCUUUGAUGACGAUGAAGUCAUGGAUCAUAUACAACCUGGUGAAGAAGGACUUCUUGAAGGUAUCAGCCGAUCUUUGGCCUAUUUGGACUUCUCUCAAGCGCAUGAAGAUGGGGCUUGUAGUGAGGUGUAGCUCUGAGGCUGUACUACACACAGUGCAGAGUUCUGUUGUCACUGAGUGGAUCCUAAACUCAACAAUCUGAGAUCACAGGCAGUCAUUAAAUUAACUCACAAUUCAGGCUAUGAAUGUGAAAGUCGGAGGACCAUUAGCUCCUUCAUUAAAUGCUGAAGCUCACAAAAGAACAAAGAAUAAA
Messenger RNA from Monopterus albus (swamp eel), 1253 nucleotides. It is a transcript of the gene plekhg6, whose product is annotated as pleckstrin homology domain containing, family G (with RhoGef domain) member 6. The record is from RefSeq and is a predicted model, not a curated record. NCBI's taxonomy places the organism in Eukaryota, Metazoa, Chordata, Actinopteri, Synbranchiformes, Synbranchidae. The transcript has 2 exons. The coding region runs from base 161 to 1072 and encodes 303 amino acids.